AUGGAGAGAAGUACUCCCGCACAAAAUGUUUUACUCACCGCCGAUAUAUUAUUUAAUAUUUCAUCCUUCUUUGAACGUCAGGAUGAUGUGUUUAAAUGUCUUUUCGUUCAUCCUACUUGGACUAUGGUCUUUGUUAGAAAACUAUGGAAAGCCCCUAUAUGGCAUUCUACAGAUUCAACUCAAUGUUUCAUACGUACACUUCGUAAAAGAAAAGCUUUAUUUCUUUAUGGACAUAUGGUACAAAGACUUGUAUUUAAACUAUACCGUAAAGAAAUAGAUCCAGGAUUAACUUCUACCGAUCUUAAACUUAUCUCUCGAUCUUGCCCAAAUUUAAAACAUCUUACUUUUUCUACAAUAAAUCCUCCUUUUAAUCAUAAAAAUGUUGAACAAUUAUUAAAUAAAACACCAAAUUUAAUUACAUUAUCUAUACUUGAUUGUGAUAACAAAUGGUUAGAAGGUUCUCUUAAUCCACUUCUUCAAGGAAAAUGUCCUUUAUUAAAACAUUUAGAAAUUCAUGAUUGUAGUAGAAUUUGGUCAUUAAAUUUACUUUGUAAUAUUGGAAAAAGUUGUCCAAAUAUUAUCUCUUUAAAAUUAUAUCAAAGAAUUAAUAAAACUUUGGCUGAUCGAUUCGCACAAUUAGAAUCACUUAGGAUUAGAACCAUUCAUAAACAAGACUUUCCUUUAUUUUUUACUUCUUUCACAAGAUUUCAACCUUGUUUAAGACAAAUUUAUUUAGCCACAUUAUUCAUUCGAGAUACAGCAAUAGAGACAAUAGCAAAGAAUUGUCAUAAUUUAGAAUCAAUCGAAAUUUUCAUGUGUUUUUAUUUAACAGAUGCUUCCGUCAAAGCAAUAGCUCAACAUCGUAAUACACAACUUAAACAUUUUAUGAUAGCAUAUAAUGCAUAUGUUACAGAUGAAAGUAUUGAAGAAAUUGCGAAUUAUUGUACGAAAUUAAAAUCCAUAAUCAUAAUAACGUGCACUAAAUUAACCGAUCAACCAUUUAUUAAUAUUGCCAAAAAAUGUAAAUCCUUAGAAGAAUAUACAGUAAGGCAUCAUUCAUGGCAUACAUUAGCAUCCAUAGUACAUACUUUAUCAAUUCGGAAUAGAGGAACUUUAAAAAUAUUUAAAGCAUAUGAAGCUGGAGUAAAAGAUUUUGUUGUUAAAAAACCAAAUUAUAUAAUAGAUGCAAUAACAUUAGAGAAACUUGCAAUAAGGUGUUCAAAUAUUAAAACUUUAGUUCUGAAAUGUAAAAUACAAGAAACCGAUCAAAAUAAACUUAUUAAGGCAAUUCGUAAAUUUAAAAAUCUUGAAGAUUUACACAUCUCACCAUCUGAAAAAUUUACUUCAGAUGAUAUAAAACAAUUAGAAAAACAUAAGAGAUUAAGAUACGUUACUCUUUUUCACGGAUUUACUCCAGAAAUUCAAAAUAUUCAACUUUCAUCAAGGCAAGAAGUUUCGGCCAGGAUUAAUAUUACUCUCGUUACUCCAGCUAAUAUAAAUAGUUAUCGAGAAUUAACAAAAUAUAUUCCAAAAAAUUUAUCCUAUGAUCAAGAAGAAUACAAAUCGCUUCGAUUAGAUUUCUUUGAAGAUGAAAAUCUUUGCUUAAAAGGAAACUGCAAAACUCUCCAUCUUUUUCCCGAGUUCAGGAAGUCUUCACUUCGCACGAUGUCAUAUGAUCAUUGGUGUUAUUAUGAGUUAGAAUUUAAUAAAGAUAUAAGGCAUCGCAAAUUUAAAUCCAAUAUGACUACUAUCAAAGGAAAACCCGUUAAUAAAGAAAUUAUAAUAAAGAACAUCCAUCCAAUUUCACUUAAUAAUUCAAAAGAUUAUGAUGCAUUGAUGAAAGAUAUUGGUUCUGCCAAAGUUGUGUUGAUAGGUGAGGCUUCACAUGGAACCGAAGAUUUUUAUCAAGAGAGAUGUCUAAUUACUCAACGUUUGAUUAAGGAAAAAGGAUUUACAGUCGUCGCAUGUGAAGCAGAUUGGCCGGACGCUUUUAAAGUGAAUCGUUAUGUCCAGAAUUUCAAGAUAAAUGAUGCAAAAGAGGCUCGUGCUUCUCUCAGCGAAUUUCGCAGGUUUCCCACUUGGAUGUGGAGAAAUUUACAAGUUAUGAGAUUCGUUGAAUGGAUGAGAGCAUAUAACGAUCAUUUAGAAGCACAAACGAAAUUAGAGAAAGGAGAUAAUAAUUGGAAUAAAUAUGAUAAGGUCGGAUUUUAUGGAUUAGAUUUGUAUUCUUUAUUUGGAUCCAUGGAAGCAGUUAUCAAGUAUUUGCAAAAAACUGACCCUGAAGCAGCAGAAAAAGCCAAAAACCUUUAUUCCUGCUUCGACAAUUUUUAUAAAUCUACUGAAUCUUAUGCGUUCGCAGGAUACCUUCGUACCCGCCCAUUAUGUGAAAAAGAAGUAAUAAAAGUAAUGACCUCCCUGGUUCGUAAAUAUUCCGAAAGUAUAUUGAAAAAUGGUCAUCUGCAUGAAGAUGAAAAUGGUAUUGAUGAAUUAUUCGCAGCAGAAAUAAAUGCUAUAGUUGUUCGUGAUGCCGAAGUUUACUAUCGUACAAUGUUUGGAGGUCAUGCGAAAAGUUGGAAUAAGAGAGAUACGCAUAUGAUUAAUAUUCUGAAAAUUUUGAUUGCUCAUUUGGAAAAAAUGAGCAAAAAAGAGGUUAAGGCUGUUGUUUGGGCUCACAACAGUCACAUUGGAGAUGCACGUCAUACCGACCAAGGACAGAGGCGUAAAGAAAUUAAUAUUGGGCAACUUGCAAGAGAAACAUUUGGAACCGAUCACACUUAUAACAUUGGAUUUACCACACAUACUGGAACUGUGACCUGUGCUUCAGACUGGGAUGGAGAUCGUGAAACCAAGAGAGUCAUCCCAUCACGUCCAUCAUCUGUUGAAAAUGUUUUUCAUACAGUUGCUGAGGAAACUAAAAUUCCUAACUUUCUUCUCCGCUUCAACCGUAUCAUUUCUAACGCCAAAGUUUUUACAGACCAAGAGCUUAUCAAGGCACUUUCAGAAAAACAACAAUUGAGACAAAGAGCAAUUGGUGUAAUCUAUCACCCUGAAACAGAAAUGCAAUCUCAUUAUUUCACUGCUGAAACUUCUUUGCAAUUUGAUACUGUGAUUCACAUUGAUGAAACUAGUGCUCUUAAACCCAUGGAUAAACAUGAUUUUGAAGUUCGGGAUGAAUGUCUAGAGAAAAAAGAGUACCCGGAAACUUAUCCAACAGGAGAUAAUCCAAUUUAA
Molecule: messenger RNA, 3231 nt
Organism: Diversispora eburnea
Lineage: Eukaryota; Fungi; Glomeromycota; Glomeromycetes; Diversisporales; Diversisporaceae
Source: the annotation of a GenBank genome assembly